Messenger RNA from Pterocles gutturalis (yellow-throated sandgrouse), 1224 nucleotides. It is a transcript of the gene FOXO4, whose product is annotated as forkhead box O4. The annotation marks the transcript as partial. NCBI's taxonomy places the organism in Eukaryota, Metazoa, Chordata, Aves, Pterocliformes, Pteroclidae. The transcript has a single exon. Gene Ontology annotation, molecular function: RNA polymerase II cis-regulatory region sequence-specific DNA binding; DNA-binding transcription factor activity, RNA polymerase II-specific. Gene Ontology annotation, cellular component: nucleus. The record is from RefSeq and is a predicted model, not a curated record. Gene Ontology annotation, biological process: regulation of transcription by RNA polymerase II.
AACUCUAUUAGGCAUAACCUGUCCCUGCACAGCAAGUUCAUUAAAGUCCAUAAUGAAGCCACAGGGAAGAGUUCUUGGUGGAUGCUCAAUCCUGAGGGUGGUAAAAGUGGAAAAGCACCAAGAAGAAGAGCUGCCUCCAUGGACAACAGCAGCAAACUUGCAAAAGUCAGAGGUAAAGCAUCCAAAAAGAAGCCUCCUCUGCAGUCUGCUCCAGAAUCCACUGCUGACAGUCCUGGCUCCCAAUUCCCAAAGUGGCCUGGGAGCCCAUCCUCAAGAAGCAAUGAGGACUCUGACGUAUGGAACACCUUCCGGCCUCGAACCAGUUCGAAUGCAAGCACCAUUAGUGCCAGGCUUUCUCCAAUCCUGACGGAGCAGGAUGAUCUCCAUGACGAAGAGCUACUUCCUUCUCUAGUGUACUCCAGUGCAUCCAGCAAUGUUCCACCAACAGUGACUGAGGAGCUUGAGCUCAUCGAUGGGUUAAAUUUGAUGUCUCCCAGCUCAUCUGUGUUAUCUACCCAGCAAUCUGCCUUGAGUGGUCAUAUACAGAGAGAUUCCAGCUUUUCCUUGCGGAGCCCAAAUGCAGCUGGUCAGACCACUACUUUUGGCAAUUCCCUGUUUAAUCCUGUUGAUAUCUCACUGCAAAGUUCUGUCAGCCAUUUUUCUGCCCCUCAGACCUUGGAAGCUCUUCUGACACCCAGCUCUCCACCUCCAAGGGAUGUUAUGAUGACUCAGGUGGAUCCAGUUCUGCCGCAAACUGGUAGCAGGAUGAGCAGCCGAACUCUUCUGCUUCUAGGUGGACAGGCUGCCCAGAGUAAGAUGAGCUCAGGCAAUCCACGAGGAAAGCCUACAGAGCAGCAGGCAGAACCAGCUGGUGCCAGUGUUUUGCCAUCAACACUUCCCAUAGUAACAUCUCCUCAAAACACUGCCAGCAUCUCCAGUUUGAAAGCUCCAGUUCCUGCAACAACUGCCCAGCCGGUCCAGCUGGGUAGUUCACUGCUGCUUUCUUCUGCUAGCCCUCCUCCCUUGGGACUGAACCAGGACAGGCUGCCCAUUGACCUGGACAUUGACAUGUACAUGGAGAACCUUGAAUGUGAUAUGGAUUACAUAAUCAACAGUGAACUCAUGGAUGGAGAAGGACUAGACUUUAAUUUUGAACCUGUUCUGUCUACUCCCAGCUAUCCCAGCACCUCGCAGGCCUCCAACCAUACCUGGGUACCAAGUUAA